This is a messenger RNA of Striga hermonthica, 2049 nucleotides long. The record is from the annotation of a GenBank genome assembly. NCBI's taxonomy places the organism in Eukaryota, Viridiplantae, Streptophyta, Magnoliopsida, Lamiales, Orobanchaceae.
AUGAAUAAAGAGUUGAAGAAAGUGGAAAAGGGUUGUGAUGUGGCUGAGAAAGUCGUGGUGGCUGUUAAGGCAUCGAAGGAUAUACCUAAGACAGCUUUGGUAUGGGCUUUGACUCAUGUUGUUCAGCCUGGGGACUGUAUAACACUUCUUGUGGUUUUCUCCUCAUCACAACUUUCUGGUCGAAAAUUAUGGGGCUUUCCAAGAUUUGCCGGGGAUUGUGCUAGUGGCCACAGAGCAGCGCGGGCCCACUCUACCGGUACAAGUUCAGAGCAGAAAUCGGAAAUCACGGAUUCUUGCUCCCAAAUGAUCCUUCAGCUUCACGAUGUUUAUGAUCCUAACAAGAUCAAUGUGAAGAUAAAAGUUAUCUCGGGUUCACCGUGCGGUGCAGUUGCUUCCGAGGCCAAGAAAAUCCACGCGAAUUGGGUCGUCUUAGACAAACACCUCAAACUCGAGGAAAAGUGCUGCAUGGAGGAGCUCCAAUGCAACAUCGUCUCCAUGAAACGGUCCCAGCCAAAGGUCCUUCGCUUGAACCUAGUCUGUUCAGCCCCGAAGGAGCCCGAUAAACGAGUAGCCCAAAAAGGCUCUCCCAAUCCAGCCCGUGGGCCCCUCGUCACUCCCUCAAGCAGCCCCGAGACGUUCACGGCGGGGACCUCGUCUGUCUCGAGCUCCGAACCCGGGACUUCUUCGCCUUUCUUCAUAACCGACCCUAAAUACGACUUCAGCCAGAAAGAAAAAUCGAUAUCCAUAAAACAAGAGAACGAUCACGAUGACAUCAUCAAGUCAGAUUCGGAUUCGGACAGCGAGAGCCUUUCCUCGUCAUCUAGUCUAAGGUUGUCUGAAAUAGUCGUCAAACAGAAAAUUAAAAAUCCCGUUGUUUCCACAAAUGUCCUGUUCGAGAAAAACAACGACGGCCGUUCCCCAACGAGCUACCACCGCUCGAAGAACCUCGAUUUAAGCGGAAGCUUGAGGGAGGCUAUUGCUUUGUCGAGGAGGGGUGGCGGUGACCCGUGCGGGCCCCCACCUUUGUGUUCAAUAUGCCAGCACAAGACUCCCGUCUUCGGGAAGCCGCCUAGGUGGUUCGCGUAUGCUGAGCUGGAGCUUGCCACGGGAGGGUUCUCACGGGCGAAUUUCUUGGCCGAGGGCGGGUAUGGAUCGGUCCACAGAGGAGUCCUGUCCGAUGGGCAGGCUAUCGCGGUUAAACAGCACAAGCUGGCGAGUUCUCAAGGGGACCACGAGUUUUGCUCAGAGGUCGAGGUUUUGAGUUGUGCUCAGCACCGUAAUGUGGUGAUGCUAAUCGGGUUUUGUAUCGAGGAUGGAAGGAGAUUGCUGGUGUACGAGUAUAUAUGCAACGGGUCUCUCGAUUCUCAUCUUUAUGGGCGCCAUCACGCUACGCUUUCUUGGGCCGCACGCCACAAGAUUGCAGUUGGGGCAGCGCGUGGAUUGCGUUAUCUUCACGAAGAAUGCCGGGUUGGAUGCAUUGUUCAUCGGGACAUGCGGCCCAAUAACAUCCUCAUCACUCAUGAUUUCGAACCCUUGGUGGGAGAUUUUGGUCUGGCUAGGUGGCAGCCAGAUGGGGAGACCGGAGUUGAAACCCGAGUCAUUGGGACCUUUGGAUAUUUGGCACCCGAAUACGCUCAAAGCGGACAAAUCACGGAAAAAGCCGACGUUUAUUCAUUCGGUGUGGUGCUUGUGGAGCUCGUCACUGGUCGUAAAGCAGUGGACUUAAACAGGCCUAGAGGCCAACAAUGCCUUACAGAAUGGGCACGACCGCUUUUGGAGGCUUACGCGGUUGACGAUCUGGUGGACCCUCGACUAGGAGAUAACUACUCGGAAGGCGAGGUACACUGCAUGUUACAUGCGGCAUCGUUGUGCAUACGACGAGACCCUCAAGCGAGGCCACGCAUGUCUCAAGUGCUUCGAGUACUUGAAGGUGAUGCUAUGGAUUCGAGUCAGUUGGGCACGCCCGGUUUUGAUUUGGGCAGUCGGAGUGGAAGAAUAUGGUCGGGCCAACACCAGUUGCAAAACGAGCAGCGUAGUGGGCCCAUUUAG